GCUGGUGGUGAAGCAGCUGAAGAACGACGGCAGGACGUUGCAGAAGCCGAUGGCGUACAACUCCUGGUUGGCGUCCACUUGGUAGCCGUGCUUCUUGGCGAACAUCUCCGACAGCGACACCGUGAUGGCGAAGCCCACCAGCGCCAUGGAGAAGGCGUCCACCGCCACGUUGGGGAUGAGGGACCACGUCGGCAUCUGCGGCGGCAGGAAGCCCGUGGGGAUCUCCCCGGCCACCUCUGAGCCGUAGUCCACGUGGAAACGGCCGAAAUGAGACGCCAGUGUGGCGAUUAUGACCACAAAGAGCUCAAAGGGGAUUGGAGCCUGAAGAAGGAACAGGAAGUCAAAACCAGACUGAAAGUGAAAGAAAACUGAAGCAUGAGCGGCCGGGCGCAGGAGGAAAAGGAGGAUUGGAGCGACACAAAAGUAUCUAUUGGAGAACUGUGAAAACAUGACGACAAAUAAAACCCUGGGAGAGGACAGAGGGAUUACUCACAACACAACAACUUCAUCAGGACCCGCCUCACAGCCAUGGUGGACGCAGCCACGGCCGAGCAGUUCCUGGACGCCAACCCGCAGUUCGCCAAAGACUACUACGAUGUAAACUUCAGGCCCAAAGUGGUGUCGGAGCUGCUGGACAACAACCGCAGGACGGCGGUGGACGUCAGCCACUUCCACCAGCUGAGCAUGGUGGAGGAGAGCGAGGUCCUGUUCGACCUGGUGCGCGACAUCCAGGACAACCUGCAGAUGGAGAAGUCCGUCUUCAACCUGAUGAGGCACCUCAGCUUCAUGAUGAGGGCCGAGCGCAUGAGCCUCUUCAUGUACCGCCAGAGGAACGGCGUGGCCGAGCUGGCCACCAGGUUGUUUAACGUCCACAAAGAUGCCGUGUUUGACGACUGCUUGGUGCCGCCUGACAGUGAAAUAGUCUACCCGCUGGACUUGGGCAUCGUGGGUCAUGUGGCCUCCACCAAGAAGAUGGUCAACGUGCCCAAUGUGUCCCAGGAUCCUCACUUCAGCAACUUUGUGGACGAGCUGACGGAGUACACCACCAAGAACGUCCUGGCCGUGCCCAUCAUGAACGGCAAAGACAUGGUGGCAGUCAUGAUGGCCGCCAACAAGAUGGAGGCGCCGCACUUCACCGCCAAGGACGAAGAGACCUUGAACAAGUAUCUGAACUUUGCAAACCUGGUCCUGAGAGUGUUCCACCUGAGCUACCUGCACAACUGUGAGACCAGGAGGGGACAGGUGCUGCUGUGGUCGGCCAGCAAGGUGUUUGAGGAGCUGACCGACAUCGAGAGGCAGUUCCACAAGGCCUUGUACACCGUCAGAGCCUUCCUCAACUGUGACCGCUACUCUGUGGGCCUGCUGGACAUGACCAAGACUAAGGAGUUCUUUGACCUGUGGCCCGUCCUGAUGGGAGAAGUUCCUCCAUACGAAGGACCCAAAACACCUGACGGCAGAGAAAUUAUCUUCUACAAAAUCAUUGACUACAUUUUGCACGGCAAAGAAGACAUCAAAGUCAUCCCGAAUCCUCCAGCAGACCACUGGGCUUUAGUCAGUGGCUUGCCCACAUAUGUGGCUGAAAAUGGACUGAUUUGCAACAUAAUGAACGCCGCUCAGGAUGAGUUUUUCAACUUUCAGAAAGAACCUCUGGACGACUCCGGCUGGACCGUCCGGAACGUUCUGUCCAUGCCCAUCGUCAACAAGAAAGAGGAGAUUGUGGGCGUGGCCACCUUCUAUAACAGGAAAGAUGGCAAACCCUUUGACGAAAUGGACGAGACGCUGAUGGAGUCCCUAACUCAGUUCCUGGGCUGGUCGGUGCUCAACACGGACACCUACGACAAGAUGAACAAGCUGGAGAACAGGAAGGACAUCUUCCAGGACAUGGUGCUCUACCACGUCAAGUGUCGCAAGGACGAGAUCCAGAACAUCCUGAACACCCGAGAGAGAUGGGGGAAGGAACCAGACCAGUGUGAAGAGGAAGAACUGGAGGAGAUCCUGUCUGAAGUUCUUCCCAACACCAAGAAAGCUGAGAUCCUGGAGUUUCACUUCUGUGACUUUGAGCACAGCGAGUUGGAGCUGGUGAUGUGUGGUGUCAAGAUGUACUACGAACUCAAAGUGGUCGACAAGUUUCACAUCCCCAGAGAGGUCCUGGUGAGGUUCAUGUACUCGCUCAGUAAGGGCUACAGGAAGAUCACCUAUCAUAACUGGAGACAUGGAUUCAACGUCGGACAGACAAUGUUUACUCUGCUCAUGACAGGUGACCUGAAGCGUUACUACACUGACCUGGAGUGCAUGGCCAUGGUGACCGCUGGCUUCUGCCACGACAUUGACCACCGAGGCACCAACAACCUCUACCAGAUGAAGUCUGGAAAUCCUCUGGCAAAACUCCACGGCUCGUCCAUCUUGGAAAGGCACCAUCUUGAGUUUGGCAAGACCCUGCUGAGGGAUGAGUCGUUGAACAUCUACCAGAAUCUGAACCGCCGCCAGCAUGACACGGUCAUCCACCUCAUGGACAUCGCCAUUAUCGCCACGGACUUGGCGCUCUACUUCAAGAAGAGGACCAUGUUCCAGAAGAUUGUGGACCAGUCCAAGACGUACGACAACUGGAACGACUGGACCAAGUACAUGAUGCUGGAGACCACGCGCAAGGAGAUCGUCAUGGCGAUGAUGAUGACGGCCUGCGACCUGUCGGCCAUCGCCAAGCCCUGGGAGAUCCAGAGCAAGGUGGCGCUGUCAGUGGCUGCUGAGUUCUGGGAGCAAGGAGACCUGGAGAGGACGGUCCUGGAACAACAACCCAUUCCGAUGAUGGACCGAAACAAAGCAGACGAUCUUCCCAAGCUCCAGUGCGGCUUCAUCGACUUUGUCUGCUCCUUCGUUUACAAGGAGUUCAGUCGUUUCCACGUGGAGAUCACGCCGAUGCUGGAUCGCCUGCUGAACAACAGGAAGGAGUGGAACGCUCUCAAGGAGGAGCACGAGGCCAAGGUCGCCGUCAUCGAGGCGGACAAGAAGGCCAAGGAGGAGGCGGCGGGGAAGGCUGCUGCCGCCAGACAAGCUGGUGCAGCAGCACAGUCAAAGACCUGUACUCUCAGUUAGUGUGGCGCCAUCUACUGUACCUCUACUACAUCUACAGUCCUGUUCCUCUUCUGUACUUCUACUACAUCUACUGUACUACUACUACUACAUCUACUGUACCUCUACUACAUCUACAGUCCUGUUACUACAUCUACUGUACCUCUACUGUACUUCUACUACAUCUACUGUACCUCUACUACAUCUACAGUCCUGUUACUACAUCUACUGUACCUCUACUGUACUUCUACUACAUCUACUGUACUGCUACUACAUCUACAGUCCUGUUACUACAUCUACUGUACCUCUACUGUACUUCUACUACAUCUACUGUACUACUACUACUACAUCUACUGUACUUCUACUACAUCUACUGUACUACUAAUACUACAUCUACUGUACUUCUACUACAUCUACUGUACUGCUACUACAUCUACAGUCCUGUUACUACAUCUACUGUACCUCUACUACAUCUACUGUACUACUACUACUACUACAUCUACUGUACUUCUACUACAUCUACUGUACUACUACUACUACUACAUCUACUGUACUUCUACUACAUCUACUGUACUGCUACUACAUCUACAGUCCUGUUACUACAUCUACUGUACCUCUACUGUACUUCUACUACAUCUACUGUACUACUACUACUACUACAUCUACUGUACUUCUACUACAUCUACUGUACUGCUACUACAUCUACAGUCCUGUUACUACACCUACUGUACCUCUACUGUACUUCUACUACAUCUACUGUACUGCUACUACAUCUACAGUCCUGUUACUACAUCUACUGUACCUCUACUGUACUUCUACUACAUCUACUGUACUACUACUACUACAUCUACUGUACUUCUACUACAUCUACUGUACUACUACUACUACAUCUACUGUACUUCUACUACAUCUACUGUAAUUGUACUACAUCUACUGUCCUGCUACAAUAUCUACUGUAGUUUUACUACAUCUACUGUACUUUUACUACAUCUACUGUACUUCUACCACAUCUACUGUACUACUACUACAUCUACUGUAGUUUUACUACAUCUACUGUACUGCUACUACAUCUACUGUACCUCUACUGUACUUCUACUACAUCUACUGUAAUUUUACUACAUCUACUGUACUAUUACUAC
This is a messenger RNA of Entelurus aequoreus (snake pipefish), 4208 nucleotides long. RefSeq names its product rod cGMP-specific 3',5'-cyclic phosphodiesterase subunit alpha-like. Gene Ontology annotation, biological process: signal transduction. Gene Ontology annotation, molecular function: protein binding; 3',5'-cyclic-nucleotide phosphodiesterase activity. The transcript is spliced from 26 exons. Lineage: Eukaryota; Metazoa; Chordata; Actinopteri; Syngnathiformes; Syngnathidae. Bases 529 to 3093 code for a protein of 854 amino acids. The record is from RefSeq and is a predicted model, not a curated record.